Messenger RNA from Closterium sp. NIES-67, 2661 nucleotides. The record is from the annotation of a GenBank genome assembly. Lineage: Eukaryota; Viridiplantae; Streptophyta; Zygnematophyceae; Desmidiales; Closteriaceae.
CAACGGGCUAGGAUUCCUUAGGCAAGUCAGGCUCCAGGCUUUUUCAUCAAGGCACCAGUCGCUCGAACCGCAACCGGCGUUUAGCAGCUCGCAGAUCUGCGGAUCUUGCGACUGUUUAGGAGCAGUUUCCUCUGCUCUGCUCAACGCGAUUGGCGCCGUUUUUAUGUUUGUUGUUAUUGGCUGGAACGCUGCUGUCCGAUAAUACACCAUGAGAGGUCUAGGGUCAGUGGCGAGGUUGCUAGCAAGGCAAGCAGCUCGAGGGUCCGGCAGAUCCGCCAAGGAGCUUUGUGCCAUUGUGACCCGAAGUGAAGCUGUCGCCGUCUUGACCAGCCGACGCGGACUCACCACGCUUGGAGGAUGCUCGAGAGGCCCGUUCGCGUACAACAGCAACAGAGCCGCCUUGGCCAUGGCUGAGUGCGUGGCGUUUCGUGCGCUGGACCGUGUGCGCUUCAUGGCUGCUGACGCAGGGUUGCCAUCAGCUGUGCUGGUGCCCACAAUGGGCGAGUCAAUAAAGGACGGAUCCAUAGCCACCGUUCUUAAAGCUGCGGGCGACUCAGUGGAGGAGGACGAGGUCAUAGCGCAGAUCGAGACAGACAAGGUCACCAUCGACGUGCGCAGCCCUCGAGCAGGAGUCGUCCAGAAGAUCGAGGUGAAGGUGGGGGACACCGUCACGCCCGGCACCACCGUCGCCUUCGUUGCUUCCUCCUCCACUGCGCCAGCAGCCACGCCAGCAGGAGCAGGAGUGCACGCGCCAUCAGCAGCAGCGACGGUUGUGGGGCCGAUAGCAGACGAGGAGGGGGGAGGGGAUGGGGAGGGAGUGGACGAGUACAGUUUGAUUCACGGGGACGAUACGGUGGAGGUGGUGGUGCCGUCCAUGGGGGAAUCCGUGAACGAUGGGGUGCUGGCUGCGCUUCUCAAGAGUGUGGGCGACAGUGUGCGCGUGGAUGAAGUGAUCGGGCAGGUGGAAACAGACAAGGUGACCAUAGACGUGCGCAGUCCUGACGAGGGCGUGGUGGAGCGGGUGAACGUGCAGCUCGGCGACACCGUCACCCCCGGCACACCCAUCGCCGUCGUGCGCCGGGCCAAGGCGCUCCCCGCAUCCACCACUCUGGCAGACCGCGUGGUGGAGGCUGUUGAGGGCCCCCGCCCCCUGCCUGUCGCCCGUGCUGCUCCCCCGUCCCCUCCUCCUGCUGCCUCCCGGCCCUCUGCUGCUGCUCCUGGUGCCGCGGCUCCUGCUGUGCCCAUCAUCCCCAAGCAGAAGGAGAGGCGGGUGCCCAUGACUCGCCUGAGGCGGCGCGUGGCUCAGCGGCUCAAGGACUCGCAGAACACCUUCGCCAUGCUCACCACCUUCAAUGAGAUCGACAUGACGAACCUCAUCGCCCUGCGCAAUGACUUCAAGGACGCCUUCUAUGAGAAGCACGGCAUCAAGCUGGGCUUCAUGUCCGCCUUCGUCAAGGCGGCGUCCAGCGCCCUGCAGCAGGAGCCGGCAGUGAAUGCUGUGAUUGAUGGUGAUGACAUUGUGUACAGAGACUACAUCGAUGUCAGCAUCGCUGUCGGCACUCCCAAGGGCCUGGUUGUCCCUGUGAUUCGCAAGGUGCAUGAGCUGUCCUUCGUGGACGUGGAGCGCGUGGUGGCAGACCUGGGCAGGAAGGCGCGUGACGGCAGCAUCUCCAUCGAUGACAUGGCGGGCGGCACGUUCACCAUCUCCAAUGGGGGCGUGUAUGGCAGCCUCAUUAGCACGCCCAUCAUCAACCCGCCGCAGUCCGCCAUCCUGGGCAUGCACGCCAUCCAGCAGCGCCCGGUGGUCGUAGGCAAGGAGAUUGUCGCCCGUCCGAUGAUGUACGUGGCGCUCACAUACGAUCACCGCCUCAUCGACGGCAGAGAGGCCGUGCUCUUCCUGCGGCGCAUCAAGGACAUUGUGGAGGACCCCCGGCGCAUCCUGCUGGACAUCUGAGGCGCUUCGGCUGUGUGAUGCGUUAGUGGGGGUCGAGGGUGUGGCACACCUCAUCAGCGCUCAUUUACGGCAGACAGGCUGUGCUGUUCCUCGGGCGGAACAAGGACAUUGUGGAGGACCCCCGGUGCAUUCGCCUGGACAUCUGUGCUUCUGCGCUCCGUGGUGCGCUCUGGCAUGCACUCGUGCAUGCUGGCCGGCGUGGUGCGGGGCAGCAUGUGUGACAGCGUUAUUCUCUGCGAUCCAUCCAUCCAUUCGUCCACCACAUUCCACUCUCCAUCUUCCCGCGGUGUCAUGACUUGUUCUUUAAGAACCAUCACCAUCAUCAUCCGCUUGCCAUCCAUCAUCACUCCACUCCACCAUCCAUCAACUACCACCGAGCCACCGCCAAUUUUCACUGCCGGAUAGGCCGCCAUCAUCGCGCUCAUCUCAUCACUAUGCCAACUCUCCUCUCUUCAGCCGCCCUCGGUCUGCCUUUGACUCGUCUCAUGCAUCCGCCUGUUGUAGUGUGAAAAGACAGCAUAUUACUAGGGGCUUAUUCGCAUCCAAUCCUAUCCAAUGCCAUUGUUGUAGGGUAGAGCAUUAGCUAUUCAUUCAUCUGCAACCUGGAUAUUAUUCGUUCAGCCUUGCUGACCCGUUGCCCAGUCUACUUAGUCCCCUGGUUUGAUAUGCAUAGCAGGCGCCACUGCUUGAUGUAGUCAUCACCCCCA